Messenger RNA from Acanthosepion pharaonis, 2709 nucleotides. NCBI's taxonomy places the organism in Eukaryota, Metazoa, Mollusca, Cephalopoda, Sepiida, Sepiidae. The record is from the annotation of a GenBank genome assembly.
AUGGAAUCAUUCGCUCUCAUUUCCUUUCACACUGUUUCAUUUCUCUCUCUCUUUUUCUUUUCUUGCAUCUCUCUCAUUUCUGCUCUCUUUUCUGUCCUUUCUUUCUCUCUUUUGUUUCUUUACUCUCUCUCAUUCUUUUCUGUUCGUUUUUACUCUCUCUCUCUCUCUUCUGUUCUUUCUUUAAUGUCCCUCUAUUCUGUUUUUUCUUUACUCUCUCUCCUUUUCCUGUUUUUUCUUUACUCUCUCUCCUCUGUUCUUACACUCUCUUUUACUCUCUCACUCUUUUCUGUCCUUUCUUUACUCACUCUCUUUUCUGUCCUUUCUUUACUCACUCUCUCUUCUGUCCUUUCUUUACUCACUCUCUCUUCUGUCCUUUCUUUACUCACUCUCUCUUCUGUCCUUUCUUUACUCACUCUCUUUUUUCUGUUAUUUCUCUCUCUCUUUUUUCUGUUAUUUCUCUCUCUCUUUUUUCUGUUAUUUCUCUCUCUCUUUUUUCUGUUAUUUCUCUCUCUCUUUUUUCUGUUAUUUCUCUCUCUCUUUUUUCUUCUCUUUCUCCUUUUUUUACUGUUUUUUACUCUCUCUCACUUUUCUGUUUGUUCUUUACUCUCUCUCACUUUUCUGUUUUUUCUUUACUCUUUCUCUCUAUUCUGUUUUUUCUUUACUCUUUCUCUCUAUUCUGUUUUUUCUUUACUCUCUCUCUAUUCUGAUUUUAUUUAUACUCUCUCCCUUUUCUGUUCUUUCUUAUUAUCACUCUCUUUUUCUGUUCUUUCUUUACUCUCUCUUUUUAUGUUAUUUCUCUCUCUCUCUCUUCUGUUAUUUCUCUACUCUCUCUCUUUUCUGUUCUUUCUUUUAUCUCUCUCUUUCCUGUUUUUUAUUUACUCAUUUCUUUUCUCUUUUUUCUUUACUAACACUCGUUUCUGUUCCUUCUUUAUGCUCUCUCACUUUUUCUUUAUGCUCUCUCUCUUUUCUCUUUUUACUGUCUCACUCUUUUCUGUUCUUUGUUUACCUUCUCUAAAAUUUUCUGUUCUUUCUCUCUUUUCUGUUGUUUCUAUCUCCCUCUUUUCUCACCAUUUUUUACUCUCUCUCUCUAUAUAUAUUUUGUCCUUUCUUUACUCUCUCUCUCUAUUCUGUUUUUUCUUUACACUCUCUCCCUUUUCUAUUCUUUCUUUAUGCUAUCUUCCUUUUCUGUUCUUUUGUUUAUGCUCACACCCAUUUCUGUUCUUUACAUUCUCUCUCUCUUUUCUGUUCUUUACAUUCUCACUCUCUUUUCUGUUCUUUACAUUCUCUCUCUCUUUUCUGUUCUUUUCACUCUCUCUCUCUUUUCUGUUCUUUACAUUCUCUCUCUCUUUUCUGUUCUUUACACUCUCUCUCUCUUUUCUGUUUACAAUCUGUUUUCUUUACUCUCUCUUUUCUGUUCUUUAUCAUCUUUCUCUUUUCUGUUUUUUCUUUACUCACUCUUCUGUUUUUCUUUACUCUCUCUCACACUUAUGUAUUCUCUCACUUUUUUCUGUACUUUACACUCUUUUUUUCUGUUUUUUCUUCACACUGUCUUCUGUUUUUCUUCACUCUCUUUUCUGCUCUUUACACUCUUUAUUUACUCUUUCUCUGUUUUCUGUUCUUUGUUUACACUCUUUUUUUCUUUACUUUCUCUCUUUUCUGUUCUCUACUCUCACACUCUUUUCAGUUCUUUCUUUAGUCUCUCUUUUCAGUUCUUGCUUUAUUUUCCUUCUUUAUUCUCACUCUCUUUUCUGUUCUUUCAUUACUGUCACACUCUAUUUUCUGUUCUUUACUCUCUUUUCAUUCUUUGUCCCCCUCUUUCUCUGGCUUCUCAUUCUUUGCCCCUCUCUCACUCUCUCUGACUUCACAUUCUUUGCCCCUCUCUCACUCUCUCUGGCUUCUCAUUCUUUGCCCCUCUCUCACUCUCUCUGGCUUCUCAUUCUUUGCCCUCUCUCACCUCUCUGGCUUCUCAUUCUUUGCCCUCUCUCACACUCUCUGGCUUCUCAUUCUUUGCCCUCUCUCUUCUCUCUGGAUUCUCAUUCUUUUGCCCCUCUCCUCUCUCUGGCUUCUCAUUCUUUGCCCCUCUCUCCUCUCUCUGGCUUCUCAUUCUUUUCCCCUCUCUCCUCUCUCUGGCUUCUCAUGCUUUGCCCUCUCUCAUUCUCUCUGGCUUCUCAUUCUUUGCGCUCUCUCACUCUCUCUGGCUUCUCAUUCUUUGCCCCUCUCUCAUUCUCUCUGGAUUCUCAUUCUUUCCCCUCUCUCCUCUCUCUGGCUUCUCAUUCUUUGCCCUCUCUCCUCUCUCUGGCUUCUCAUUCUUGCCCCCUCUCUCCUCUCUCUGGCUUCUCAUUCUUUGCCCCUCUCUCCUCUCUCUGGCUUCUCAUUCUUUGCCCCUCUCUCCCUCUCUCUGGCUUCUCAUUCUUUGCCGCUCUCUCUCUCUCUCUAGCUUCUCAUUCUUUGCCGCUCUCUCUCUCUCUGGCUUCUCAUUCUUUGCCCUCUCUCCUCUCUCUGGCUUCUCAUUCUUUGCCCUCUCUCAUUCUCUCUGGAUUCUCAUUCUUUUCCCCUCUCUCCUCUCUCUGGCUUCUCAUUCUUUGCCCCCUCUCUCCUCUCUCUGGCUUCUCAUUGCCCCCCUCUCUCAUUCUCUCUAGAUUCUCAUUCUUUCCCCUCUCUCCUCUCUCUCUGGCUUCUCAUUCUUUGCCCCUCUCUCAUUCUCUCUAG